Porites evermanni is the source of this 4701-nucleotide messenger RNA. The record is from the annotation of a GenBank genome assembly. Lineage: Eukaryota; Metazoa; Cnidaria; Anthozoa; Scleractinia; Poritidae.
AUGCCCAAGAGUGAGUCGAGGUCUCGCUCUAGAAGUAAGAGCGGAAGCCCUCGCCGAAAACACAAAAAAGAACGCAGCUACCGGCGACGAUCGCGAAGCGGCUCACCAAGCUCGUCUUCUUCCAAGAAAAGAAGCCGUGAUGGCUCUCCUCGUCGUCGCUCUCGAUCACCAAGAAGGAAGAGGCGAUAUUCAAGAAGCAGGAGUCGUUCUCCAAGCGUUGAUAGAUUUGGUAGAUCAAUAGUAAAGAGGAAAGCGGACGACUCUGAAUCCAAACGGAAAGAAGAAGAAGAAAGAUUACUCGAAAUGGAACGGCAAAGAAAAAUGUGAGACUAUAUCUGCUUCGUUUAAUUUCUCUUAGUGUUUUUUUCACAUUUCCCUUUUUCCUUCAAAGGGUUGCUGUAAAGAGUCUUUGUUAGAGUAGAUUCUUUUUGAACGCCGAAUGAAUCAAGUUUAAUCAUUGGGGUACGGUUCCUAGAAAACUGAGUGAAUCAAUUUCCAAUUCAAUGACCUCAAAUGAAGUUUCCAAGCCCCACUUACAGUCAAACCAGGUCAAGCGUACCCCCCAAGAAUACAUUAAUGAAUUUAUUAUUCAAAAGUUGAAUCCGUUGCUAGUUGUAGAUUUCAGAUUGAUCUCUUCAGUCUUGCAUGUGUAAUGAGCCGUGAAUUCACACGCGAGGCAUUUAUGAAAUUUCUACCAGCUCCAUUUUCCUGAAAUUGAUGUAAAUGUCUUCUAAGAAGAUUAAUCCAUUCAAAGAUUUCCAAACUGACCAGAUACAGAGAAGUUCUCGUAAAAUAUUCACUGCUCAUUACGCAUGCAGAAAUGCCGCUAUGAAUUUGACACCAGUUACGGGAACGACUAACGGAUUCAUUUUUCAAAUAAUCAAUUCAUUAAUAGAAUCUUGGGGGGUACGCUUGACUUGGUUUGACUGUAAAGCUUCAGAGUCAUUGGCCUUCCGCAAAAUACGCCUGUCGGUUUAUCUGGGGCCACGUUGCACGAUUGAAUUUUCUUGUCCUGUGGUCCCUAUUUAAAAAGGAAGUCCUUGUUAAAAGCCAAACAUUUAAACACAAAAGCGAAUUGAAAUCCACUGUGGAGCAUAACAACAGGGAAAUCUAUUUCGUUUGACCCAGUUUUCAGCAGAUUUUUAAAUUAUUUUUCAAGGCUAAAUAAUGUUGAAGCAGUGAUUUUUCCCAUCGAUCAAACCAAAACUGAUUUCCUAAAAAUGUAACCUCCAGAUUUUUCAGACCACCGUAUUAUUCAAACAUUUUUCCCAGGAGGUUUGAAAAUACCAGGAUUUCCCUGUAAAACCCAAAGAGAAGAACAACAGAAGUUUUAAGCCUGUAUACAACUGCCACCUUUGCAGCAAUAUGUGGUGGCAUUUGUGUAGAUGUCUCUGUUUAGUACAUGUGCUGGUGGGGGUGUAUAAUUUAAAUUUACCUUGCCAGUCCAACCUUGACCUUAAGACAGAAAUCUAUGGACAAGGUCAUGAGCCUUUCUGUGAAUAUUGUGAAAAUUGGUUUAGACUUGAUUCUCAAAAAUUUCACUACUGUUUUGGAAGUAAAGAACAAUGGGGGUUUUUAAUCUUGUGUACAGCACCUCUUCCAGGGCAACAUUGAUUUUUGUGGCCUUUUUCGGCAGGUCAUAUUUGUUCAGGUUGGGCUGUAUCAUACUUCCUAACAGAAGAGUGAACCAAUUUCAAUGUGCGAUAUAUGACAUAUGUAUUUGCUGGUCCAACUAUUUGUUCUAAAGAGAUAAAUCUGUGGAGAAGUUCAUCACUGUUUGCAACUCAAAUGUUGUAAAAAUUUGGCUUUAGAUUUGGUUUGCAAAAUUUAAAGAAAAUUGUCUGGAAGUAGGGACUGACAACUUACACUAAACAAUAUCAUUUUUUUAUUUAUCUUCUUUAUGGCUAUCUCUGAUUUACUGCAGGAUUAAAUCUGCUUUUAUUUGCCAUCAUGUUUUCAUUCUAGUCGUGCAACAGAAAAAGAAAAGAUGAUGAUAGAAGAAGAAACACAGAAACGAGUGGAGGAACUUGUAGCUAAAAGAGUUGAAGAACAGCUUGCAAAAAGGAAAGAUGAGAUUGAUGCUGAAGUUAUGAAACGAGUUGAAGAAGCUAAGACAGUAAUGGAAAAACAAAUGGUUGAAGAAUUUGAAAAGCGGCAACAGGAGCAGCUCGAAGAACAACAAAUGAAAGAGGUUAAUGAUAUUCAUUAGAUAGUAAUGUAUCAGUUUGUGGUCAAAAUUUGGGGAGAAGAAAAUUAUCAAGAGUGAAUUGUAUCUCCACUUCCCUUGUACACUAACCAAAAUUGCCAUCAUUUUCUCAUUCAUAGGAACUACACAUACUUGUACACUCGUGAAUUCCUCUUUCUAGCCCCUUUCCCUCCCUUCUUUACUUUAAAGUUGUGUCAUUUUUCUGCAAACACUCAGAUUAUUUCCACAGAUGCGAGCAACCAGUCACUUGAGAAGGGAAACGUUGCCAAGUACAGUCUGUCUUUUCAAGCAUUUGGAUUUAAGCCUUACUAUUUUUUGUGCCAUUAUAGCCUUGAAGUUGACAUUUGUGUCAGACAUUUGCAAAAGACUUCAGUUUUGCAAGAACUGUACAUUUUUUGAACUUGCUGAAAGCUUAAGGAACUUUCAUCUAAUGGAAAAAUUAUUUAGCGCGCUUCUCAUAGGAACAUUGCAUUAGUGGGAGAGAGUUCAAGUCUUCACAAACUCUAAAGAACACUGCAAGGAGCUGUUACCGGGAAGAUUUCAUAGGAAAUGUUAGGCAGCCAUGUGUAUGUAUGACUGGUAAAAAAAGCUGCUCCUUUACAGGUGCUUUUUGUGGGCUAAACCAGCUCGUAAGCUUUUAUUUCAAGUGAAAUGUAAACGUUUGUUUUUGGUGUUUAUUGAGGUGGUUUCACUUUGCUUUAACUGGAAACUGAAUUUGAUAUUUUAUGUUGUCUUUGAUUCUGCUUUAGUGGCAGUCUCUUAAUGGGUAAAUUGUACAUGGGAAAAAGGCUUAGAAGUACAUUUGUGCAAACAACUGGCACAAGUGGAAAUUGUGCUUGGAAUUUCACUUGUUUUCCAUGCAAGGUUUGGAUCCUUGUGUGAAAAUAAAUUUGUUAUGGUAGUUUGUAUGGUCAGAGCACAUUCAUAAUAAUUACCUGGAAAAUAUACAUGUUGUAUUGAGAUAUUUAUGUGUUUGUUUUAGGAAGAAGAACGUCGUAAGAUUAGUCAUCUUGAAAACAAAGUUCAGGAACUCCAAAGACUACUUGAUGAUGCCAAUCAAAAACUGGUAUGUUUUCUACCAAAUGUCUUUGAUUUGAACCAUGUUUGGGUGGGCAUAUUUUGGGGGCACGGGAUGCAAAGGUCGGUUGCCUCAAGUGGGGUAGAGUUAAGUCUACAGAGUAUAUCAUGUACAUGUGGCUUCCAUUUUCUUCAUUUGAAUAAAUUUAAACCUGAUUCGCUUGUAUUUGCCUUGGUUUUAAAUUCACCAAAGUGAUAAAGGAAUAUAAAAAUCUUACUGGUUUAAAUGUUUUCAAACCAAAGAGAACUUGUACAUCAACAUACUCUGUGUAGUCAAUCUCAGGGAGAGAAGAAGGGAAAAUGUGUUACUUUUUUAUGUGCAUAUCAUAGCAGUAAUCAUCAGUAAUGCCUUUGUUUACUUGAGCUGUAUUUUGUCUUAAAACUAAAACAAAUUGUACUUCUAUUUCAUCACACUGCAGGAAGAAAUAAUCUUGCAACGGUGGUCAAGUUUGGUUUGUUUUAUUGAUCUACAGUUAUUUAGUAAAAGUAACCGUGCAUCCAAAUAGCUGAAUUGUUUUAGAGGACUUACUCAUGGAUUCAUAUUCAUUCUGAAAAUUCCGAGAGUAGACAUACCGUGUAUCAUUUGGAGAUAAGUAUUCUUUUACUUUUCCGGCUACACUUGAUCCAUUUAUUCACCAAAAAGCACAUCCCAGACUUCAGGGUUUUUUCUUUUAAGACGACACCUCAGUAACAAUGUACUCCAAUCUAUAGUUCUUGAAUGAAAAAUUUUCCAAAAAUGGGAUGUGCAUCAAAGCAUGUAGAAGCACAUGAUCUUGCAGAGUUCACGAAGGUGUGCCAUGAUUCAAGUGAAAACCCAUGUAUAAGAACCUUAUUAUUAAAAACUUGCUAUGCUAAAAGUCAGUAAAAACCAGUUGGAAGUAAAACUCUAGAGGAUCUUUAUAUUGUGUGUUUUUGCUCAGUGUGAUUACUUCAUACAUAAGUACUUUUUUUAACACUAAAGAAAGUUACAGCCAAAUUUAUGAGAGGCCACAAGAUUGAUAUAAGAGCCUAUGUAAAGACCCAGUUUAUUUACAUGUAUAUCCUGCAUUCUUAGUAGAUGCCUAAUAUGCAGGGUUCUCCCACAAAUUGGGUUCUUAUAUGUGGGUUUUUUAUCAUAUUAUUAGCCACUGUUGGCUCUAUUGUGUCAAGUUUAUUAACAGGCUCAGGUAAGGGGAUAUGCUUGGUUACUGUACAGUUAAAGGUAUCUGAUUGCAUGCACUUCUUUUUUUUCACUGGAUAUACAGGCAGAAGAGCGCUUGGCUAUGGUGGAAGAAAGAAGGACAUUGACCGAGCAGAAAAUGGGUUUAGAGCGUGAAAUUAAAAAGCAGGAGAAAGCUGCACAAGACAUGAUUCUCAACAAGAACAGGAAUAACAGAGAAAAGCUUGUAUUUGGAUUUAAGAGCAAGGGAGCCCUGUAA